Hibiscus syriacus is the source of this 1302-nucleotide messenger RNA. RefSeq lists its product as uncharacterized. The coding region runs from base 1 to 1302 and encodes 433 amino acids. The transcript has a single exon. The record is from RefSeq and is a predicted model, not a curated record. Lineage: Eukaryota; Viridiplantae; Streptophyta; Magnoliopsida; Malvales; Malvaceae. Gene Ontology annotation, molecular function: catalytic activity.
AUGCUGAACAAGGUGGAUGUCCUUUGUCUGCUGGAAACCAGAAUCAAAGUGGAUAAAUCUGAAACAAUUUUUUGUUCUAAAUUUUCUAAUUGGAAUUUUUGUUCUAAUUAUGAUUAUGCCAUCAAUGGAAGAAUAUGGAUGCUUUGGCGGAAGGGAAUAGACCUGUCCAUCAUUCAAGUUGCUGAUCAGUGUAUUACUGCCAAAGGGAACUUUCAAGGUAAACCGGUAUUCAUUUCUUCCAUCUACGGUAGUAAUGAUGGAGUUCACCGUAGGCAGCUUUGGCAAAAGAUAAAGGAUGUUGAGUCUAUUGUUGAUCAAUCUCCUUGGGUCUUAGGAGGAGACUACAAUAUUUUUUUGCACUCUCAAGAAAGUUCUGACCACGAUCUCUUAGGUCAUUACCUCACUCCUGACAUGAAAGAUUUCCAAGUAUUCACUCAAGAGCUUGCUUUGCACGAUCACCCUUUUUUUGGUCCCAAUUUUACUUGGAGUAACAAACAACAAGAGCUUUUUCUUGCUAGGAAGCUUGACAGAGUCUUAGUCAAUCCUAGAUGGGACUCUGCUUUUCCUAAUUCCUUUGUUGAAUUCCUCGCUCCUGGUGUCUCUGAUCAUUGCAUGGCUGUAAUUUGGCUUUCCAAAGAUCCUCCUGCUUCUAGGCCGAAACCGUUCAAAUUCUUUAAUUUCUGGACUGCCCAUCCAGUUUUUUUGAGUAAUGUUAGACAGUCUUGGUCCCACAAUGUUCUCGGCAACCCUAUGACUGCCUUGUUCUCUAAGCUGAAAAGACUCAAAAUUUGCCUUAAGGGUUUUAACAUCGAACACUAUAGCAACCUUUCGGACCGUGUUAAAUUAAAGAGGGCUGAAUUGGAACACCAACAACUCCUAACUCUUAAAGGAGAGAAUGCCAUUGAGAAAGAACUCGAACUACAAGACCAGUUGAAAAUCCUUGAAGAGGCUGAAACUAAUAUUCUUAAGCAAAAGGCUAAAAUCCAAUGGAUGAGAGAUGGUGACAAAAACACAAAGUUUUUCCACUCGAUUGUAGCCUUUAAAAAUAAGAGGGACACUCUAAGAAUUCUAGUGGAUGACAGUGGGAAUAGACUUGAAACUUAUGACGACAUGUCUAAAGAAGUUGUUUCCUUCUUCUCUAAGCUUCUUGGUUCUUCUGACCCCAUGGUCAAGGACACCGAUCCUGCUCUUCUUAAUAACCUCCUUAAUUUUUCCAUGUCGGCUGAAGCUUCCUCUAAUCUCGUGAAGGAAGUUACUGAAGAGGAAAUAAAAAAAUGCUAUCUUUUGUCAAGGCAACGAUAA